AUGCCCACCGUCACAGUUGGCCAGGACGAUUGCAAACCAGCGAAGUAUGGCGAGCGGCUCGAGACCCGGGGUCUCGACACGUGCAUCGGCAUCGUGGCAUACGGGCUGCCGUACAAGAAAGGCGGCGUCAACAAAGUCAUGGCGCACUGCUCACCGGGCAACGAGGACGCCAUCAUCGGGAACCUGUUCGUCACGGCCGUGCGGAACUCGGGCAUGACCCUCUACGGCAUCUGCAUGAGCUGCCCCAAGCCGGACCGCAACAACAGCGGGCCCCGUAAGAUCACCGACAAGCAGAUCCGGGACGCGCUCGCCGAGUCCCGGGGCAUCCGCAAGAGCGACGUCACGCAGGCCAUGAUCGACGAACAACGACAGGCCCUGGCCCAGCGCCUCACCGAGGCCCAGGACCGCGCCGAAGGCCACUGCAUCGAGGCCUUUGGCAUGGGUAUCAUGUCGCAUCCGCGCAGCACGUCGCGCGCCAACCAGCCGUAUCCCUACGGCUCGCUCGUCGCCACCGCGAGCCCCGGCGGCGAGGUCGAGGCCGACGGCCACAAGAUGGCCGACAUCCCGGACUGGACCGAGCCCGUCGCUGCCCCAGCC
Messenger RNA from Chaetomium strumarium, 597 nucleotides. RefSeq lists its product as uncharacterized. NCBI's taxonomy places the organism in Eukaryota, Fungi, Ascomycota, Sordariomycetes, Sordariales, Chaetomiaceae. The transcript has a single exon. The record is from RefSeq and is a predicted model, not a curated record. The annotation marks the transcript as partial.